Penicillium taxi is the source of this 999-nucleotide messenger RNA. RefSeq names its product polyamine acetyltransferase. Bases 1 to 999 code for a protein of 332 amino acids. The transcript is spliced from 3 exons. The record is from RefSeq and is a predicted model, not a curated record. Gene Ontology annotation, molecular function: aralkylamine N-acetyltransferase activity. Lineage: Eukaryota; Fungi; Ascomycota; Eurotiomycetes; Eurotiales; Aspergillaceae. Gene Ontology annotation, cellular component: cytoplasm.
AUGUCUAAUGGUGCCGAUCGAAUUGAGCCUCCAUGGACUCCGCCGUCCCAAUUACCCUCUAAUCAUGAAAAAGGCGCUGGUAACGAACUGCGCGACAACUCGCUUGAAUACUCGCGUGAAUACUCGCCUGACGACUCUGGCGACUCGGUUGAAGAACUGAGCAUGUCCGAAGAACAGGACAAAGUAGACAAUGACGAUGAAGAGGUAGACACUCGUCCCAGUGAUCUAGUUCGGAUCAUGAGCCGCGCUGGCAUUCAUUUCGCCAACGGAUUCGCGCUGGAUGAUGAUCACGAGCCUCGUGAUGCCCCGUCAGCGCAUGGUGCCGACUUUGAUACAUAUGCGGACGAUGAUUACGACUAUCCUUAUUGGCAACGCCGCCCUCCUACCCACAAUCGCACCAGCUUGGAUGAAUUGCAUCCGUUCGUGCAACUCCUUUCCGCUUCAAACGUUGAUGACUGUGUAGAGGUGGAGAAAGCUUUUCCCGAGGCCGAGCGUUGCUCUCGAGAUAAAUUCCUCUAUCGCCUCAACCGAUGCCCCGAACUCAGCUUGGGUCUGUUCACUCUGCCUCUCAAGGAUGAUACAAAACCUAAACCUCGGCCGACUCUAGUCGCACAUCUCAUUGCCACCCGCACGUCGGAGACUCUGGUGACAGAUCGCUCCAUGCAACUUCCCACCAACUGGCAAAAUGAGAUAUUGUCUACUAAAGACGGAAAGGUGAUCGGCCAUGAAGUUGGAGGUCGCACUAUUGCUAUUCACUCGCUGGCUGUGCUGCCAGAACACCAGGGCAAGAGGGUUGCCACCACCCUGAUGAAGUCUUACAUCAACCGUAUUCAAGAUGCUUGCAUUGCCGAUAGAAUCUCAAUCAUCGCUCAUGACAAUCUUGUCCCUUUCUAUGAGUCAUUGGGCUUUAAAUCUCAGGGACCUAGUGAGUGCCAGUUUGGUGGUGGUGGCUGGGUGGACUUGGUUCUGGAACUCCCCGAAGAGCAGUACCAGAAGUAA